Mizuhopecten yessoensis (Yesso scallop) is the source of this 1421-nucleotide messenger RNA. RefSeq names its product gremlin-2-like. Gene Ontology annotation, biological process: animal organ morphogenesis. The transcript has 2 exons. The record is from RefSeq and is a predicted model, not a curated record. Lineage: Eukaryota; Metazoa; Mollusca; Bivalvia; Pectinida; Pectinidae. Gene Ontology annotation, molecular function: receptor ligand activity; BMP binding. The coding region runs from base 266 to 880 and encodes 204 amino acids.
CACUGCCUGCCCUCCACCAUUCUAAUUCUACAUUUGGCGCCAAAGGGCUCGGUCAAAAACUAUCAGAUACUUACGCUCUAUCUUCUCCCCAACAAAUACAUUUAUUACGAAGCAAUGUACAUUGACAGUUGGAGUUGUUCCUUUGACAAUGCAGGCGGUAACGGCCGGUGCUCGCUACCAGACUGUAAUACCUUUGCUUUAACUUUAUCCAAUACUAUUCAAGUAUGGACAUCAACACAGGAUAACACUAUCUUAGCAGUAAAGAAUGAGGUUGUGUUACGUUCAGCUGAAAACAACGAUCAUUGUCGGUAUCGUAUGGCUGUUUCUACUUGACAUAGAAGCCAUGAAACAGACACGUAUCAGACAUCGGACGUCCAUAGACACGGGGCGACGGACAGCAGACAGACGCCGUGGGACGAUGAAGGCCAAAACGCGAACACAAGCAAUCCCGCCUUUCGGCACGAUACCAAAUCCCGCCAAAGCUUCACGGAAGGAACUUGGCGCAAAAGUGAAUGACAUUAUUCGUCCAACAAGAGGAAAAAAGAAUUCCUUUGUGAUCACAAAGAGACAACAUUUAAAGAAAGAAUGGUGCAAAACUCAGCAUUUUACACAGGUUGUUCGGGAGCCUGGGUGCCUUAGUCGGACUAUAAUCAAUAACUUCUGUUACGGCCAGUGUAACUCGUUCUUCAUUCCUAAGUCUGACCGCCGUGACCUCAAGGAGGCAGCCUUCGUGUCAUGUGGGUUCUGUAAGCCCAGAGCCUUCUCAACGAUCAGGGUCACUCUCAUGUGUCCCGGCAAACACUCCAGACUCAAGCGAAAACGCAUCCUCAAAAUCAAAAAGUGUCGUUGUAUGGCCCAAAAGGUGGACAUGAACGUGUGACAGUGUGGUGUCGUUGUAUGGCCCAAAAGAUUGACAUGAACGUGUGACAGUGUGGUCAUGCACGCGUGUGACAGAUCAAUCCGGAUCUAACAGCAGACUGCUAGUCUCGUAAGUUUGAGACACCUAUCUCGGAGGAUUCUGUGGUGCUUCCGGAACAUUGUGACCGUCAGUUCCGCCGGAAGUGGUGACAGUAACGGGUACGGAAACAUUUGUUUCCGAGAUACAUGAUCAAAAUACUUUUCUCAAGUGCAAUAUUGUUCGCGUUACGUGUAGACUUCUGACUCAAGUGUCCUUAAAGCGUUGGUGACGUACUUCCUGCGGGGUACCUGGGUACCGAGGUUUGGUCGGGUGUCAGCCGAGACACCGGACGGAUAUAUAGGGCAGAGCCGUUAUUUAUAUGAGAAAUAGGAACUAAAUCACCAUUAAAUUUCCGUUAUGGCGACAACACAAACGCUAUAUUCUGUUGACACUCAAAUUAUUUUAAAUGUCAGAGAACUGUUUUGCCUAUUAAAAGUUAUUUAUUUUGUACAUGUAUGUCAAA